Molecule: messenger RNA, 1192 nt
Organism: Mizuhopecten yessoensis (Yesso scallop)
Lineage: Eukaryota; Metazoa; Mollusca; Bivalvia; Pectinida; Pectinidae
Product: methyltransferase-like protein 22
Exons: 9
Coding region: 1-981 (326 amino acids)
Biological process (GO): protein methylation
Cellular component (GO): nucleus
Molecular function (GO): protein methyltransferase activity
Source: RefSeq, a predicted model, not a curated record
AUGGAGCCGGGGGAGAAGGUUUUAUCAGAAGUUCAUUUAUAUCACACAUGUGAAGCUUUGUCAACCAACAUAAGAAAUUCGGUCACAAGAUUUGAAAUCAAAUUCCCAUCAAGUGACAGUGUUCAGACAAAAAACAAUGCUGAACAAGAAGCGAUCAAUGUGGACACUACAGAACCUGCGGAGGACAGAACAGAAGCAGAACCCUGUCUGUCACGCCUGGAGGUCGAUGAGGAUGGCGACCUGAUUCUACCUAGGUGUAGGAACAGUGAAGACAAGGCAGUGAUUACCUUAGAACACAGACUUGCUACAGAAUUAAAGGAUGUUGGUGAACAGGUGUGGACUGCAGCGCUGCUACUCUGUGAUUACAUCCUCCACCACAAGGCCGAUUUCUCCGGGAGGACUGUCCUCGACCUCGGAGCAGGUACAGGACUGACAACGAUAGUUGCUGCCAUGACGGCUAAAACUGUUUACUGUACAGAUGUGGGUGAAAGUGUGCUCAGUAUGGCCCAUCAUAACAUAGAGCUGAAUGCCGACCUCACAUCUAGCUGUAAUGUCGUGGUCAGGGAGCUGGACUGGUGUCAGGACCGCCUUGUACCAGGAAAAGAGAACUUUGGAUUGAGUGAAUCAGACAUUGCGGAUCUCCUGCUAGCCGAUGUCAUCAUUGCUGCUGAUGUGAUCUAUGAUGAUGACAUGACUGAUGCCCUGUUAAGGACGAUACAACUUCUGAUGUCACAAGGACCAGCAAAGACGAUGUAUAUGGGACUAGAAAAAAGACUGGUAUUCACCCUGGCCGACCUGGACAUAGCCUGUCCAGCUUACACCCACUUCUUUGAGGGCCUGUUUAAGCUUCAGCAGAAUGGCUGUGAUGGGAGACAACUCCUGUACUCCCAAGUUGAUGAAGACCUGCCCAUGUACCUCAACUACAACAGGACCAAGGAACUGGAAAUUUGGAAAUUUCAAUCUGUCAUACCAAACGAAUGAUCGUACCAACCCCUUGGUCUUAUCCAUUGGGAGAAAGAUCAGGAUCUAGAGGAUAUUGCCAAGAUCUGAGUGACAGUCCAAACAUAAGGAUCAGGAUCUAGAGGAUAUUGCCCAGAUCUGAGUGACAGUCCAAACAUAAAGAUCAGGAUCUAGAUGAUAUUGCCAAGAUCUGAGUGACACUCCAAACAUCAAGAUCAGGAUCUAUAGGAUA